ACCGCCACCCGCCCCUCGACCGUCCGCGGCCGGCGGAGCUAACCGCGCGCCCGGAUCCCUGGAAGAGGCUGAGGCUGCGGGACCGCCGAGCUGUGCAAGAAAAGGCCGAGGGAUGCGCUUGGACCCUGCGCCCUAGACAAUGAAGCCGCGGGCGCCACCGCCCGCAGUGGGCCCUGCGCGCCCAGGCCGCACCUGCCGGCGAGGCGGGUUCCGCGCUUGAGCGCCCGCCCGGUCCCCCAUGGCUCGGCUCCCCGAGCGCGGACCCCGGUACUCGGGCCGCGUGGCGCGCGGGCGGGCGCACUUUGGGGGCGCUGUUCCCGCAGCCUAAGCGCGGGCCUUGCUGUGCGCGGGGGGCGUGGGCGCCGCUCCCUACCGACCAGGGCUCUGCACCUGGCCGGCUCUGCGCCCGCGGCGCGCGUCCCGACGGCCGGCGGCGCUGGAUGCAGUCGAGCCUCGGAGGGCGGCGCGGCGGCCGCGGACCCUGGGGACAUGUACCUGCUGGACGGCAGCGGCGAGCCCGCGUCGCCUCCCGCGGACGCGAUGCCCCGCGGGACGCCCCCCAGGAAGACGGUCUACCGCAUCUCGGUGACCAUGGUCAGGAAGGAGCAGCUGGCCGCUCCGACUCCGCGCCCCACACGGCGGCCGCGGCCCGCGCGUUCCCCGGACGCCCCUGGGCGACUGGAAGAGGAGGCCGAGGAGGCGGCGGCUGAAGAUUCUGAGGCCGGGCCGCGCGCCUGGGACUUCCGCGCCUUCCGCACACGCAGCACCGGGCAGCUGGAGCUCGGGCGGCUACGGCCGUGCACACGCGGUGCGGAGCCUGUAGACCUGAUGGGCAGCCCUUCGGCUGAGCGGCCCAGCAGCCCCGACGUGGAGGAGGCUCGGGCCGCGCCCCUGCGGCGGAGCCUCAGCUUCAGGCACUGGAGCGAGCCCGAGGCCCCGCGGAGCCCUGCGCUGAGUGGCGGAAGGCGCCACAGCAGCUCCGGGAGCCUGGCAUGGGCUCCCGACGACGAGGUCGAGGCGGAGGCCUCCCCGGAGCCAGUGACCGGAGCGCAGCCCGUAGCGGAGAAACGCAACACCUUGGAUGUGGGCGAGGUGCUCAGCAAGAACGAUGCGCUCUCAGAUCUGGAGCGCUGGGAGCGCAGCAAGAGCAAGAACCGCACGCUGGACAACAGCGACCUGCAGCGGCUAGAGCGCGCGCGGGCUGCGGCCGCCGGCCCCGGAGCAGCCUCGGAGCACCGGCUGCUGCGCUUUUUCAGCGGCAUCUUUGCGCGUAGGGAUGGCGGGCCCUCUCCCCGAAGCGGCGCCCUGCGCUCCCGCGGUUACUUCAGCCUACGGCGGGCCCCGGCCGACACGCAGUCGUCCAGCGCAGAGAGCAUCGAGGGGUCCCCUCGCAGAGAUGCUUUUGUGAACAGCCAGGAAUGGACUCUCAGCCGAUCUGUCCCGGAGCUCAAAGUGGGAAUUGUGGGUAACUUGGCCAGUGGCAAGUCUGCACUGGUGCACCGAUACCUGACAGGCACAUACGUGCAGGAGGAGUCUCCAGAAGAUAUGGACGCAGGUGGCAGGUUCAAGAAGGAGAUUGUGGUUGAUGGACAGAGUUAUCUACUUCUGAUUAGGGAUGAAGGGGGCCCCCCGGAGGCACAGUUUGCCAUGUGGGUGGACGCGGUCAUUUUUGUCUUCAGCCUGGAGGAUGAGAUCAGUUUCCAGACUGUCUACCACUACUACAGCCGAAUGGCCAACUACAGGAACACCAGUGAGAUUCCACUUGUGCUGGUGGGGACCCAGGAUGCCAUAAGUUCCACCAACCCGCGGGUCAUCGACGAUGCCAGGGCACGGAAACUCUCCAAUGACCUGAAGCGGUGCACGUACUAUGAGACGUGCGCCACCUAUGGGCUCAACGUGGAGCGGGUCUUCCAGGACGUUGCCCAGAAGAUUGUUGCCACGCGGAAGAAGCAGCAGCUGUCCAUAGGCCCCUGCAAGUCCUUACCCAACUCUCCAAGCCACUCCUCUGUGUGUUCUGCCCAGGUGUCAGCCGUGCACAUCAGCCAGACAAGUAAUGGAGGCGGGAGUUUAAGUGACUACUCCUCCUCAGUCCCUUCGACCCCAAGCACCAGCCAGAAGGAGCUCCGGAUCGAUGUCCCUCCCACUGCCAACACCCCGACGCCUGUCCGGAAGCAGUCCAAACGCAGGUCCAACCUUUUCACAUCUAGGAAAGGGAGCGACCCAGACAAAGAGAAGAAAGGCCUGGAGAGCCGUGCGGACAGCAUCGGGAGCGGGCGAGCCAUCCCAAUUAAACAGGGCAUGCUGCUGAAGCGAAGUGGCAAGUCACUAAACAAAGAGUGGAAAAAGAAGUACGUCACCCUGUGCGACAACGGCGUGCUGACCUACCACCCCAGUUUACAUGAUUACAUGCAGAAUGUUCACGGCAAAGAGAUUGACCUCCUGAGAACCACUGUGAAAGUGCCGGGGAAGAGGCCACCCCGAGCCACGUCGGCCUGUGCACCCAUCUCCAGUCCCAAAACCAAUGGCCUGUCCAAGGACAUGAGCAGUUUACACAUCUCACCAAAUUCAGGGAAUGUCACUAGUACGUCUGGGUCUCAGAUGGCAAGCGGCAUCAGCCUGGUCUCCUUCAACAGCCGACCCGAUGGCAUGCACCAGCGCUCCUACUCAGUCUCCAGUGCCGACCAGUGGAGUGACGCUACAGUCAUUGCAAACUCAGCCAUCAGCAGUGACACGGGGCUGGGUGACUCCGUGUGUUCCAGCCCAAGUAUCUCCAGCAGCACCAGCCCCAAGCUUGACCCACCCCCUUCCCCCCACGCCAACAGAAAGAAGCACCGGAGGAAGAAAAGUACCAGCAACUUCAAGGCUGACGGGCUCUCGGGCACCGCUGAAGCCAAACGCAAAGCGUGGAAACUAAACCGUGUUGGUAGCCUGCGAAACAUAUACAGCAGCAGCAGCACCAACACCGAAGAGCAAGAAGAAAACUUUGAGUUUAUCAUUGUGUCCCUCACCGGCCAGACAUGGCACUUUGAAGCCACCACAUACGAGGAGCGAGAUGCAUGGGUCCAAGCCAUCGAGAGCCAGAUCCUAGCCAGCCUACAGUCCUGCGAGAGCAGCAAGAAUAAGUCCCGACUAACCAGCCAGAGCGAGGCCAUGGCACUGCAGUCCAUCCGUAACCUGAGAGGGAACUCCCACUGUGUGGACUGUGACACCCAGAACCCUAACUGGGCCAGUUUGAACUUGGGAGCCCUCAUGUGCAUCGAGUGCUCAGGGAUCCACCGGAAUCUUGGCACCCACCUCUCCAGGGUCCGAUCUCUAGAUCUUGAUGACUGGCCCAUGGAGCUGAUCAAGGUGAUGUCGUCUAUUGGGAAUGAGUUGGCUAACAGCGUGUGGGAAGAGAGCAGCCAAGGACGGACGAAACCCUCAUUGGACUCCCCAAGGGAAGAAAAGGAACGGUGGAUCCGGGCCAAGUAUGAACAAAAACUCUUCCUGGCCCCACUGCCAUGUACAGAGUUCUCCUUGGGCCAGCAACUGCUGCGUGCCACCGCGGAGGAAGACCUGCGGACUGUCAUCCUGCUCCUGGCACACGGGUCCCGGGAUGAGGUGAAUGAGACCUGCGGGGAAGGCGAUGGACGCACGGCAUUGCACCUGGCCUGCCGCAAGGGCAGCGUGGUCCUGGCUCAGCUGCUAAUCUGGUACGGGGUGGACGUCAUGGCUCGAGACGCCCAUGGGAACACAGCACUGGCCUAUGCCCGGCAGGCCUCCAGCCAGGAGUGCAUUGACGUGCUGCUCCAGUAUGGCUGCCCCGAUGAGCGCUUUGUGCUCAUGGCUACCCCCAACCUGUCCAGGAAGAGCAACAGCAGGAACAACAGCAGCGGAAGGGCGCCCAGCAUCAUCUGAGCUCAGCCAACACUGUGCCUGGGAUCCCAUGCCCGCCUGCUCCAGGAGUCACAGCAUGUGAGUUCCUCAGUCCCUCCCUCUUCCUGGUGGUCACUUCCACCCACCUGCCACUCACACACCCCACAUGAAGUCUCCAAACCUGGACAUCCUCAAGGGAAGAAGAGGAGGAUGGAGGCCACAGAACCGAACCCUUUUCCCACACUCCGGAAGCAAUGCAGGGGGGACUGACAACCUCCCGACUUUGAGGAUAGCACACGACGAGGGACCCCUGUUCCACUGACCUGGAACCCGGGGGAGGGGUAGCAAGGAGAAGGGGCAGCUUCCCCUAACUGGCAGUUAAGCACAUCAGUACAUUUCACCUCGACCAAAAGGAGGCUUGGAUUUCACAUCUUCUCUGGGGAGCUUGACGGCAUAAAUCAGAAGCCAGCACAGUUUGUCAGGUCUGAAGCCCCUAUGAUGGUAGGUGUCAAAUCAGUUGUAGCUAAUCUGUCCAGGGAGAAUACUGGCUUCAUUACACUUGUAUAGUCGAGUUCCUCCAGCAUUACCGCUGUUUAAUAGGACGUGAUUAGUCAUCACCGGGAAGAAGGCGUAUUAGCCGAGGAGGUAGUUACAUGGCACGCUCUGGUGAUUGCCACGAUGUGAUUGCUGUGCGCUUAGAAGCAUCAUAUUAUCCCAGACAUGUCUCUCCAGCCCUUGGAGCCCUCCUUUCUAAAUUCACUGUCAUAAUUUAGUAUCUGUUUAAUUUUUCAGUCCAAAGAGAGGAAAUCAGUUGCUGGGUAUUAUUUGACUGCACUCUCCUUCCUUGGUGCAAAAACAAAAUGGAAAAUAAAUAAAUAAAUAAGAAUAACCGGGAAAUUCAAAAAGAAAUCAUGAAUCCAGCUGGAAAUAGCUUUUCAAGUAUGCUCCAAAACUAAGUAAAAACAUAAAAUGCUAUGGUUUUUUGUUUUUUUUUUCUAAGAGAUUUUCUGUCCUUUGGCCACAGUGGAUGUAUCUGGCCUCAGUCACUCCCAAUCCACAAGGUCUGAGUUAUCCAGGUUUCUGUCGUAGAGAAGAUGUGUGAAAAUCUAUUUGAAUAAAAGAAGUUGAUAAAUAUGCAUUGAUUUUUGUGCAGACAAAUGGCAGCUCUGUUAAUUUCUAAGUUGAGCUGGAUGGGCACCAGUAUUGUGCAACUAGCUGAGAUCGGAGGGUGACAGAUCAGUGCAAUGGGCAGUGCCUCCAGCAGCAAGCACUUCCGUGAGUGUGGCGCGCAGCUCUUGAAAAGGCGCUUAUCAGAACAAGAUGGUGGGAUGAUUCGCUUAUUAAAGCCAGGAAGCGAAGGGGGACGAGUGGGAAGGAGCCUGUGAGUCCACAUCCCGAAGGCAGGAUGGAGAGCCGAGGCCACUCUUCCCAACCAAAAGCGAGGGGCUGUGGCAAGAAGGGGUGCUUGUUGGCACCCUGUAAGCAGCUGCCCACCAUUCUGGCACAGCUGACUCCUAAGAGCCUGCAGACUCUGUAUGCUCCGUCCCGUCUGUUUCUAACGUGUGACUGGUUUGCCUUCGUGGGCCACAGGGUGCAUCAGACACCAGCCACCUUCAGCACGGUGGUCAAGAACACCAAACUGUGACACUAUUUAGUUUAAAAAAAAAAAAUGAGGGGCAACCUUGCCAGAGAGCCCUCGUGGCAGUGUGGCAGGAAGAAGGCCAUCACACUGGAAGACUGGGCAAAGCCACCCCCUGGCAUCCUGUGGAGAAGCUCCUUGCUCUCAUAUAUUGAACUUUAUAUUUUGUAAGAGUUUUUCCUCUUCUUUCACUUUUUAAAGAAAAAAAUUUUAAGUAGACGGGAACAAAAGUAAAGCUUUAGACAGCAUUUCCAUGUGGGUGAGUGUCUCGUGGAGAUCUCCAGUAUCAGCGCGGCUGGGACUGACCAGGAUCCAAAAAUGUCACAGGUGCAAAAGCCACAGGCCUGAGACUCCUGAGCUCAGUUCCACGAGCCCUGUGUUUGGUUUUUCAUCCUGCUCCUCAUCACUGUGUCAUUUCUGUUAGUGCGAAUAGAGAAAGCAAGCUGUCAUAGCCUAUUUUUGAAGAAUGCAUUAGCACCCAACCCUGCACUCCGCAUUCGCCUCCACGUAGCCUUUACCAUAGACUUCUAUAGAGAACACAGAUAGAGUAUAAAUGAGAGUCUUAAAUUAUUUCAUUGUAGUUAAUUCCCACUAUAGGAGUGCUUUUAUCAUAGGGGAGCCUGCUUCAGAAGGGAAAUGGAGUCCUUCCUGAGGCUUCUCUUCGGGGUGUAUAUGAGUGUGUACAUAUUAUUAUGUUUAUAAUAUGAUAUUUUCCCGAUUGAUUCCUUGUUUCACGUCACCCUCCACUGUCCGAAUGCUCAGUUGCUCGCUCUGGUUGCCCCUCCCCCUCCCUUCUUCCCUUGGUCACUCUAACAUCAUCAAGUCUUCCUCAGAACACACGCCCCUCCCCUGCCAGUUUUAGCUGUGCUGAACUGUCCAAGGGGGCAGCCCCCUUUUCCCAAGCCUGAGUUCUGACCACAGGUAGAAUGGUGGUGGUGGGGCCUCUAGGGUUCUCUACAGAUGAAGGAGAGAAGCAGCCUAACCUGUGCCUGUAGUUCACCUUCAGACCCAGGGCCUCCCCUCAGUGAGAACCUUCUUUUUCCCAUUUCCAAGCCGACCACCAAGGCUGCGUGAAACCAGGAGCAGGGUCGUGGGGAAGGGAGCUGGGGUUUCUGGAAAGCUCCCCCACGCUAGGCACUUGAUUGAAUGCAAAUCACUUUUUUAAGGAGCAUGUCAGAAUAAGGUAGUGGGACAGUGGCCCGGAGAAGCAGGGGAGGGGAAGGAGCAGGUGAGUUCUCAUUUUGGAACACAGCGUCAGAGCUGAGCCUCCCGUCCACCAGGAGCCAGGGCCUCCGAAGUAGCAGAUGUGAGGAGCCCACGGCAAGUCCCUGCAACCUUUGUGUUCAGGGUGAAUUUCCUCUUGUUGAGAAGUAGCCAGCUGGGGCCAGCAGCAGACUGGCCUGUGAGUUGUCCAUCAACUGUCCCGGGGGCAGUCUAGCCUGUGGCUACCCCUGCUGAACCCCUAAUGCCCUUCCCCAGGCCUGUGCACGGUGUCAGGGCUGGGAAGUGAAGCCCUCCUUAUACUCCCCACUGCUGAGAAAACCCCUCCAAAUUUUUUUUUGUCUUGUUUUCCGGAGAAAAACCAAGCGCUACUUUCCUACGGCCCCCGACUGUCACUCAAACCGAAGGUGAGGCUCUCUCCUCCAGCCUUGUACCUCUGCUGUGGAUCCUCCACUCUCCUCCCUGCAGGUCCCGUGAGGCUGCUGGGACAUACACACCAUCAGUGCCCCGUUCCCGUUAACUUUGAGGAUCCUAGCACCUCAGGCCUUGGGCUUCACUGCCCAACAAUCCCCAGAGGAGCUUGCUCAGAGUGCUUUGUGGCAUCUCCUGGGUCAAGACCGCAGUUGGUGGGUUGUGACUGAACCUGGUGAACCAGGGACCUGCCGGCCCUAAGCCUGAGCUGUACUCUUUAGUUGCCAAGGUUGCCACCAUCCUGCCCUGAACUCAAGCUGUUUUAUGGCUGAGAUGGGAGCUCUCUACCCCUCCUGGGGACACGGCCCACAGCGCACGGGCACGGCUAGGAGGCGUGUGAUCAGGGCCUCCGAGCUACCAGCAGGGCAGAGGGUUUCAGAAGCAAGCCCAGGCCUUUUGGUGGGUCUCGGCUUGUCUGUCUCCACCGUCACACCCUAUAAAGUCCUUGAGGCUUUGCUAGACCUCUGCCAGGGUUGUAUUUUGACUUUGAAACAAAUUGAAGGGCAGUCAGGAAGGAAUUUGAGCGUCUACAGAGUUUCUCCCCCACUGCGCCUGUUGUGAAGGCACAGCUGGAGGUGAUUCCACUCUUGUUAGUUCCUAGAAAGCUGUCGAAGGCCGUGGGUGUCUCACCAGUGUGCAGCCUCCUCCACUGUGUGUGCCCCACCGCUGCCAGGCCUGGCUACCACACAGCGGGACCAGGAGACCCACGUGACCCAACUCUCUGUGCCUGCCCUGUUUGGGGGCCUUAAAAGCCACACUGAGGUAGAUGGGUUUUUAGCUAAAAUUUAACAUUUCUCCUUGAGAGGUGGUAGAGGGAGGGGGACAGGCUCAGCAUCCAGGCAGCACUAGUCCUCAGGCUUAGUCCCACCCUAGAGCUAAGAAGCAGCCAUCUCAGCUCAGAGAAGCCAGCGCCAGAAGCCAGGGCUCAUCUCUUCAUGGGGAAAGAAACCACUGACCAUCUGGGGCCUUGGUGUUUCAAGACGCAAAGUCUCUUGCUGCUCAGGAGCUCCGGCCCAUGCUUUUGCAAAUGCUCAUAUUUCUGUUUAGUCUCUGUGCCUGCUGCUCCUUAAACAGUGGUUUGCACCUGGGUCCGAGCUGAAGAGAGAGCAUUUCACCAAUUCACCGUCGAUGACUCUAGACAGCCCACAAAGUUUCAGCAGGCCCAGGUCAGGCGUGUUCACAUGCCAUCAGCCCGGUGACUCCUUGCCCAAGGCAGUGCGCAGUGAGGGUCCAUGGAAUAGCCGGCCGCCUGGCCCUCAUCUCAAGAGGCCAAUUUUCCUAUAGAAGAGUAGUAUUUAGUUUAAGGUUUGCUCCUGUCUGGUCAAAGCUUUCUUCACUGAGGCCUCUCCCGUAGUGAGCCUCAGGUGAGUGUGGGCACCCAGCACUGGCAGCCGCGCUAGGGUCCAAGCUAGUGGCCUUGGUGAGCAGGAGAGAAGUCAGCUCAGGGCUCGUCUUUGUUCUGCUGGGCACAUGGCAUCUGCAGGGGACCCCGCGGGGGUCAUGAAUCAAGCCAUAUGAUGGACUCUCCCGCCAUAAGGGAGAACUGAUCUGGAAUUCUGUGUUCAGGGAAUCACAUAGCCUUCAUCUUGUUUCGGGUGAAAUGAAGGAACCAAGAGGUGUAAAUGGGUGGGGGGGGGUGGGACUAGGCCCAGAGGAGAGCCCCGUGACACACUGCUACUAGGAACAACCCCAGGGUCCAGGUGCAGGACUGCAUCCACACUAGCCCAUGCUAACGUCUGGAUAGAGAGGGCUCUCAACUGCUUGCAGAAAGACAAACUUAGCCAACUGCUGGUGGGUCUCGUGGACUCACUGAGGGCAUUGAGUAGAAAGACCCAUGUGGCCCAAAACAGAAUUGUCAACAGCCCUCUUAUCCACAGCAGAGGGCUCACAAAAUGCCUGACCCACCUGGCUCAUCAGGAUGGGCAGAGAAGGGACCGAGGACGCUGUGCAGUCCAAAUGUGGCUUCUGGUUCUUUCUCUCAUGUGCACAUUGCUCACCUACCAGGUCCUGCAGUUUUCUUACCAGGGUGGUGCUGAGGGUACCCAGGGCAGUUGAGUGGAGACCAGGCUGUUGUGUGAUGGACAGGCAAAAGAUACCUUUGAAACGUCCCUGUGACCAGAAGGGAAAGACAGCUGCACCUCCCUGUUGAAAAUAACCCUUCUCUUAUAUGUAAAAACAUCCUUUUCCCUCCCUACACUGUGGGACCUUUUGUGUUUGAUUUUGAGGGGGUGGUGGUAGUGUUCUUCUAAACCCUAUCAGUUCUCAAGAUCCUCCAGCCCUGAGCCUGGGGAACUGAGCUCCAGAAAGGCACAGAAAGUGGCUGGUCUCUUCCAACGGCAGAGGACAGAACUCGUGGCAUCCUCUCUUGCCCUCUUCCCAUCCUUUCUCCUAGUCCAUCCUGAGUCCUCAUCUUGCCACAGCUUCUUUGCAAAGAGAAAACCCAGGCAAGGCAGGGCGCCCCUGGCACAUGUCUGGGUGGGGGGGGGGGCAAAGAAGGCUACAUAGAAGCACAGUGGGGGCUUCUCCAGAGGUGGGUGUCUGCCCGGGGCAUUUUGAUAUUACCUCAUUCCAUAACUUUGUGUUUCCCAGUGACUGAUGCUUUAUUUAUGCUUGUUUGUCCUGUAAUUAAACCAUCCACAGACAUUUCGCUUUGCUUGUUCAGGUUAAAUAUGCUGGUUUGUAUUUUCCUGCCUUGGGAUUUUGUGUCAGGUGUACAGUAUUCUGAGGGGAAAAAGAAAAGGAAAAGCGUGUAAAGUAACAGAGAGAGGUGGCUAUAGAGUAGAGACCUCUUUCUAAUAAAGAAAUGAAAAUAUG
This is a messenger RNA of Microtus oregoni (creeping vole), 10000 nucleotides long. It is a transcript of the gene Agap1, whose product is annotated as ArfGAP with GTPase domain, ankyrin repeat and PH domain 1. The record is from RefSeq and is a predicted model, not a curated record. NCBI's taxonomy places the organism in Eukaryota, Metazoa, Chordata, Mammalia, Rodentia, Cricetidae. Bases 490 to 3897 code for a protein of 1135 amino acids. Gene Ontology annotation, cellular component: nucleus. The transcript is spliced from 20 exons. Gene Ontology annotation, molecular function: protein binding; GTP binding; GTPase activator activity.